This is a messenger RNA of Pteronotus mesoamericanus, 1131 nucleotides long. It is a transcript of the gene FOXL2, whose product is annotated as forkhead box L2. Lineage: Eukaryota; Metazoa; Chordata; Mammalia; Chiroptera; Mormoopidae. Gene Ontology annotation, biological process: cell differentiation; regulation of transcription by RNA polymerase II; anatomical structure morphogenesis. Gene Ontology annotation, molecular function: RNA polymerase II cis-regulatory region sequence-specific DNA binding; DNA-binding transcription factor activity, RNA polymerase II-specific. The coding region runs from base 1 to 1131 and encodes 376 amino acids. The record is from RefSeq and is a predicted model, not a curated record. The transcript has a single exon.
AUGAUGGCCAGCUACCCCGAGCCCGAGGACGCCGCGGGGGCCCUGCUGGCCCCGGAGACUGGCCGCGCAGCCAAGGAGCCCGAGGCACCGCCGCCGCCGAGCCCAAGCAAGAGCGGCAGUGGCGCCGGGACAGCUCCGGAGAAGCCCGACCCGGCGCAAAAGCCCCCGUACUCGUACGUGGCGCUCAUCGCCAUGGCGAUCCGUGAGAGCGCUGAAAAGAGACUCACGCUGUCCGGCAUCUACCAGUACAUUAUCGCCAAGUUUCCGUUCUACGAAAAGAACAAGAAGGGCUGGCAGAAUAGCAUCCGCCACAACCUCAGCCUCAACGAGUGCUUCAUCAAGGUGCCGCGCGAGGGCGGCGGCGAGCGCAAGGGCAACUACUGGACGCUGGACCCGGCCUGCGAGGACAUGUUCGAGAAGGGCAACUACCGGCGCCGCCGCCGCAUGAAGCGGCCCUUCCGGCCGCCCCCCGCGCACUUCCAGCCCGGCAAGGGGCUCUUUGGGGCCGGAGGUGCGGCGAGUGGCUGUGGCGUGGCGGGCGCGGGAGCCGACGGCUACGGCUACCUGGCACCCCCUAAAUACCUGCAGUCCGGCUUCCUCAACAAUUCGUGGCCGCUCCCGCAGCCGCCCUCACCCAUGCCCUACGCCUCCUGCCAGAUGGCGGCGGCUGCAGCGGCGGCCGCAGCGGCGGCGGCGGCGGCGGGCCCGGGCAGUCCGGGCGCUGCCGCGGUGGUCAAGGGGCUGGCAGGCCCGGCCGCCUCUUACGGGCCGUACUCACGCGUGCAGAGCAUGGCGCUGCCAGCCGGCGUGGUGAACUCGUACAACGGCCUUGGGGGCCCGCCAGCCGCGCCCCCGCCGCCGCCGCACUCCCACUCACACCCGCACGCACACCAUCUACACGCGGCCGCCGCACCCCCGCCAGUCCCGCCGCACCACGGGGCCACCGCACCGCCCCCGAGCCAGCUCAGCCCUGCCAGCCCGGCUACAGCCGCGCCCCCGGCGCCCGCGCCCACCAACGCCCCUGGCCUGCAGUUCGCCUGCGCCCGGCAGCCCGAGCUCGCCAUGAUGCAUUGCUCUUACUGGGACCACGACAGCAAGACCGGCGCGCUGCACUCGCGCCUCGAUCUCUGA